AUGCUGGUAGUAGAUGUUGUAGAUAAGAGGAAUGGGACUUGGAAUCGACAGAAACUUGUUAGAGAGGUCCCUUUUGAGGUGGUGGAGGCUAUCCUAAAAAUCCCAUUGCCUUUGGUGGAUAGACAGGAUCAGCUGGUUUGGCACUACGAUAAAAAAGGAGUUUGCUCGGUUAAAUCAGGUUACCAGGUGGCUAUGCAGUCAAAUCUGAACCUAAGGAAUGAGAAAGCUGAAUCCUCCUUUAAACCAAAGGAGUGUAGUUGGGCACAAGCAGUUUGGUUUGCUUGCAGUAUUAAGGUGUAUGGAGAUUUGGGUGGUAAUGCUUCGGUCCUCAAAUGGGCAGCUGAUAUGGUGGACAAAAUGACUUUCUCUGAAGCUACAGAGUUUAUGGGUUUUGUGGCCCUCAUUGCCUGGUAUAUCUGGAAAAUGAGAAACAAUUUUGUAUUUCGUAACAUCAGAAUUGAUCCCAGGGACACUUUGGCGGCAAUUAAUCAUGCUCAUAUGGAAACUACAUUUAUUUUAGAGAUUCCAAAUGUCCACACGGACACCCCAUUAACCCAAGAGGAUAUCUCCACUUGGAGGGCUCCGGACAGAGGUCACUUUAAGGAAAUUGUGAUGUUGCCAUUCCCAAAGGAGGAGGGGAAAGUAAAUUAG
Rhododendron vialii is the source of this 651-nucleotide messenger RNA. RefSeq lists its product as uncharacterized. Bases 1 to 651 code for a protein of 216 amino acids. The record is from RefSeq and is a predicted model, not a curated record. The transcript is spliced from 2 exons. Lineage: Eukaryota; Viridiplantae; Streptophyta; Magnoliopsida; Ericales; Ericaceae.